Parathielavia appendiculata is the source of this 2928-nucleotide messenger RNA. RefSeq lists its product as uncharacterized. The record is from RefSeq and is a predicted model, not a curated record. Gene Ontology annotation, molecular function: ATP hydrolysis activity; ATP binding. NCBI's taxonomy places the organism in Eukaryota, Fungi, Ascomycota, Sordariomycetes, Sordariales, Chaetomiaceae. The coding region runs from base 1 to 2928 and encodes 975 amino acids. The transcript is spliced from 5 exons.
AUGGAGUCGGAGGACAAGACCACGACCGAGGUGCGCGAAGGGAAUCCCCCGGCCCCAACGAAGAACGAGGAUCCCAAGGCGCCAAACGAGAGCGGUGCCAAGUCAGCUGAAGGCGAGACCAAGCCCAACGACGCAAACCAGAAGCCAGCCAAGGAGAAAAAGUGCUCCAAGAAACACUCCAAGCGCAAGGCGAAGAAGGGCAAGAAGGCAGCAUCCCCCGCAGAUUCGACGUCGGAUUCUGACAGUGACGAUGGUGCCGAUGAAACCUCGUCGUCCUCGUCGUCGGACGAGAGCCAGUCGGAGGCAGAGGACUCCAAGACGACGAAGCGGUCGGCCAAGAAGCGACGGGAUUCGCAGAAAUCCAAACGGAAGACGCGCACGAAGAAGCAGAAGAAGGCCACCAAGACGCGGGAUCCCUCUGACUCGGACUCGGAUUCGGAUUCUUCCGACAGCGAGGUUAGUGAUGGCUCGGACGACGAAGGGAGCCAGCGGGCACAAACAGACCUGGCGAAGCAGAUCCAGCUACUCCUCCUUCAGCAGCAGCAGCAGCAGCAACAGAGUGACGGCUCGUACCAGUACGCUACUGGUCUCAACAACGCCAUUCCCCCUUCCAUCUACGACACCGGGUUGCGCCCCGCGCCGCCGCGGCCCCGCCGCGGAAUGCCCCGUUCAGGUGGACGGGCGAACCUCAACCUCGGCGGUAUUGACCCCAGCCUUCUCGGGCUGGAUGCCAAGCAGCAGCAGAAGGACAAGAAGAAGCGGCAAAAGGCCACGAAGCUCGACUACAAGCGGGUCGAUCAGGUGUGGGACGACAGCAUCCACAACUACAAGCUCCAGGACACGGCUGAGGGGACGGUGGAUGCCAAGUACGAAGAGUUCAUCUUCCACGUCCGCCGUACCUUUGACUGGGAGGGCAAAUACAAGGCCACGAUUGUCGACAUCAAGAGCAAGCUGCUCCGGGAGUGCCUGCAGGAUGUCAUUGGCGACAUCAAGGGCGUCAGCUUGGUUGAUGACACUCCCAAGCUGGAUCCCAAUAUGCUCUUCCUGUAUCUCGAGGAUCUCCAAAACCACAUGAAGGAGCUGAAGAAGGCCAAGCCGGCCAAGGGCGAUAAGCAUGAGCGCAAGAAGGAGCAGAAGCGAAUCGAGACCAAGCGCCAGCAUCUAAAGGUUCUCAUCAAGUACAUCAACAAGGACUAUGCCGAUGUCAAGAACAGUCUCUACCCCAUGCUGGAGAACGGCCUCAUCACGUUUGACCUGCUUUGGGCGCUAUGGAAACCCAACACGCUCGCAUACACCACCACGUACGGCUCACACGACGAACCGCGCGUGUUCAAGGUGGAGAUGGCCGAAAAGCACCACGGCCUCAUGAGGGGCGACUACUACUACAUCGAGGGCAAGUACUUUGAGUACGACGGCAAGCAGUUCGGCUUCGGCAGCAUGUCGGAGGACAUUGGCGACUUCCGGGGCGCGCGCAAGAUCACCAGCCUGGGGUGCUACCCACUCAAGUACCACAAGAACGAGGCGCAGCUGCGCAAGGACCUGGUUGAGCGCGGCAAGAAGUUUGUGUCGCUCAGCGGGGUGCACUACAAGAGCCACCAGGGCAUGGCCUACUACAAGAAGAAGAAGUCCGUCAUCAAGGUCAACAUCAACGGCCGCAUCAUGGUGGACCCGAGCAUCCACCGGCGCAUCAAUCCCAACUACCCCAUCUCGCUGGUGAGGCCCAAGGACCACGAUGUUCUCUCGGACGAUGAGGACUCGGAUGACGAAUCCGGCUGCUGCGGGUGCGAUUCGGAGACGGGCGACGAGAACAGCGACGGCGAGAGUGUCAAGUUCGUGACCAAGGUCAUUCAGGAUCGCAAGGGCAAGGUGCAGCUCAUCCGCAUGCCCAAGAUGGAUGACGAAGAGGAGGGUGGAAAAGAGAAGCUCGACAAGGUGGCGGCCAAGGGCGAGGACUCGGCGCAGGAGAACAGUGAUGAGGGGUCGUCCACUGGAGCAGGCGACGGUAAGGCGAGGCCUGUGCCCGAGUUCAGCGACGAAGAGUAUCUGAUCGCUUCUCCUGUGGUGCUUGGGUUCGCCUUUGCCGAGAAGCUCUGGCUCGAGUUUACCGUCUCGGGUGUCAAAGAGAUCCAGUGGAACGAGACGGCUUACGACUCGCUGGUGCUCGAGCCCAAGACCAAGGAUAUUGUCAAGGCGCUUGUCGAAUCCCACAAGUACCACGCAGCCGAAAGCAUCGACGACGUAAUCCAGGGCAAGGGCAAGGGUCUGGUUGCCGUCCUCCACGGACCUCCGGGCACGGGUAAGACUUUGACCGCGGAAGGCAUUUCGGAGCUGCUCAAGUGCCCCCUGUACAUGGCAUCGGCCGGCGAAUUGGGCACAGAUUCGCGGUACCUGGAGAGCGAACUCCAGAAGAUACUGGAUAUCUGCCAUGCUUGGGGCGCAAUCCUUCUCCUGGACGAGGCCGAUGUCUUCUUGGAGAAGCGCAACAUGCACGACAUCCACCGCAACGCCCUCGUCAGCAUCUUCCUCCGACAGCUCGAGUAUUUCCAGGGCAUCUUGUUUUUGACGACCAACAGGGUUGAGACGUUCGAUGACGCGUUCCAGUCACGCAUCCACAUCGCGCUGCGGUACGACAACCUUGACCACCGGGCCAAGAAGGCCAUCUUCAAGAUCUUCAUCGAACGGGUGCGGGUGCUCGAGAAGAUCAACCUAAUGCCUUUUACGGAAGAGGACUACACAGCGCUGGCGCGGCACGAGCUCAACGGGCGGCAGAUCAAGAACACGGUGCGCACGGCGCAGGCGCUGGCCGUCAACAAGGGGGAGCCGCUCUCCAUGAGCCACAUCCGGCAGGUGCUCGAUGUGCAAACCAACUUUGAGCGCGACCUCAAGGGCGGCACUGGCUACCAGGAUGCCAUGAGGAGUUAUUUUUGA